Coregonus clupeaformis (lake whitefish) is the source of this 1292-nucleotide messenger RNA. RefSeq names its product potassium channel subfamily K member 12-like. Gene Ontology annotation, cellular component: membrane. The record is from RefSeq and is a predicted model, not a curated record. Lineage: Eukaryota; Metazoa; Chordata; Actinopteri; Salmoniformes; Salmonidae. Gene Ontology annotation, molecular function: potassium ion leak channel activity. Gene Ontology annotation, biological process: potassium ion transmembrane transport; stabilization of membrane potential. The transcript has 4 exons. The coding region runs from base 45 to 1292 and encodes 415 amino acids.
CGGUGCUGGUCGCUGUCCGUCACGGUAAAGGUGCUGAAGUCUGGAUGAUGCCUGGCCAGCGACUGCAAGGCUGCCGCUCCCUCCACAUAAACGAAGACAACGGCCGCUUCUUGCUGCUCGCCAUCCUGAUUGUUCUGUAUCUGCUGUGCGGUGCCGCGGUGUUUUCCGCAAUAGAGCGGCCUUCGGAGGUGCAGGCGCACAGCAAAUGGAACAGAACACUUUUCAACUUCAGCGAGACGUUCAAUAUCAGCUUGGAGGAUCUGAACUCUUUCCUACGGGAGUAUGAGACUGCUAUUGCCGCGGGGAUCCGAGCUGAUGCUCUCAGGCCGCGAUGGGAUUUUACAGGGGCUUUUUAUUUUGUUGGGACUGUGGUGUCAACUAUUGGUUUCGGGAUGUCCACUCCGGUGACGGUAGCAGGGAAGGUGUUCCUGAUUGUCUACGGUCUCCUCGGCUGUGCCGCCACCAUCUUGUUCUUUAACCUCUUCCUGGAACGCAUUAUCACCCUCCUGGCCGUGGUCAUGAAGGCCGUGAGGGAACGUCGCAUCCGGAACUCCGGCCUCCUCCCGCCGGGUAUCCGCCAUGACUUCUCGGCGUGUUCUUUCCUGGGGUGGAAGCCAUCGGUCUACCACGUCAUGUUGAUCCUGGGGAUAUCCGCCAUCAUCAUCUCCUGCUGCGCCUCAGCCAUGUACACCCCCGUGGAGGGAUGGGCCUACCUGGACUCACUCUACUUCUGCUUCGUCACAUUCAGUACCAUCGGCUUUGGGGACCUGGUGUCGAGCCAGAGAGCAGACUAUGAGUACCAGCCGCUGUACCGUCUGGCCAACUGCCUGUUCAUCCUCAUGGGCGUAUGCUGCAUCUACUCUCUGUUCAAUGUUAUCUCCAUCGUCAUCAAACAGGUGCUCAACUGGAUGCUUCAGAACUUAUGCUGCCAGCGGUGCAACAUCAAGUCCAACUCUUUCCCGUUGGGUCGCCGCAACGCCAUCCGGCCUGGUUCGAGAAUCCGUAAAGGUCGCUUCGGAAUCAGACACACGCCGGACUCGGGGGAUUCGGGACCCUGCGACAGUGACACAGAGGGAGGAGGACGCAGACUCUCAGGAGAGAUGAUUUCAAUGAAGGACCUGACGGCCUCUAAUAAGGUCUCACUGGCACUCAUGCAGAAGCAGUUAUCAGAGUCCGCUAACGGUUAUCCCAGGACGGUGUGUGGCGGCUCGAGACAUAACGGGUUCUCUGGAGGAGUGGGCGCUCUGGGGAUCAUGAACAACAUGCUGGCAGAGACCAGCAACUCCAGGUAG